CCAAGUAUAUAUAUUCCCGAGACAGCAAACAGCGCUACACUUUUCCUACUGUCCCAACUGAAGGAAAUUGAGAAUGGCAGGUCCUCUGGUAAAGGCGGCUGUCCUGCUGGGAGUGGUGUGUGGAGCUGUGGCUGAUGGAAGCUAUGCUUCCCGCGGUGGAAGCUUUGGAGGUGGACCUGUUGGAGGCGGCAUCUCUGGAGGAGGAGGAGGAGGUUUCGUUGGAGGAGGCAACUUCAUUGGAGGAGGAGGAGGUGGUGUUGGGGGAGGCAGCUUCAUCGGAGGAGGCGGAGGCCUUGGCGGCAUCGGCGGAGUCGGCGGCGGCAGAGUUGACGCAGGACACCUCGUUGGACACGGUGUCCUCCCUGCUGGCGGCGGCUACUCCGGAGGUGCUGUCGGAGGUGGAAGCGCUGGAGGUUUCAUCGGAGGUGGCAGCGCAGUAGGAGGCUCCUUCGGAGGUGGAAGCGCUGGAGGUUUCAUCGGAGGUGGCAGCGCAGUAGGAGGCUCCUUCGGAGGUGGAAGCUCUUUCGGAGGAAUCAGCUCAGGAGGAGGCUCUUUCGGAGGCUCCGGUGUGGGAGGUUCCUUCGGAGGCCCCAUUGGAGGCGUGUCUUCCGGACGCGUUAGUGGAGGCUACGGCCGAUAACCAUUAUCUUAUAGAAAUAGGAACAGACAUAACGAAUAACAAUAAAAAUCAUCUAUGUUAUAUG
Molecule: messenger RNA, 704 nt
Organism: Penaeus vannamei (Pacific white shrimp)
Lineage: Eukaryota; Metazoa; Arthropoda; Malacostraca; Decapoda; Penaeidae
Source: RefSeq, a predicted model, not a curated record